UCUGAAUUUUACAAAAAAAGAAAAACGGAAAUCUGCGUAAACACUCAUCUUUUGAGACUAGACAAAAUUUGGCAAGUUCACAACGAUUGCUCGAUUGCUCUAGUGAAUGAGUAAUAUGUGAGUUUACUUCAUUUUACUGUUACUAAUUAGAAGGAAGAACAAGAGAAACCGAAUCUCUUUAUUCAAUAAUUUUGUUUCAUCCAUAUUGUGCCAGUUGGUUUGUCCAUUUGAAUCAUCAUGUCUGCUAAUGCUGAUAAUAAAGAUUUACGUGAAGCCUGUUCCAAGGGUGAUUUAGCUGAGGUUAAACGUUUACUAGGCAAAGGAGCUGAUGUUAAAUCAAGAGAUUCUUCUGGUAAUACACCUCUUCAUAUGGUUGACGAAGGCCAAUUUGAGGAGAUAAUUGAUUUGUUGGUGAAAAAAGGAGCUGAUAUUAAUAAAGGUGAUCGUAAUAUGUGGACUGCACUUCAUUGGGCCUCUGUAAAGGGAAAAAAUGAUGUUGUCAAGGUUUUAAUUAAACAAGGAGCCAAUAUAAAUGCUAAAACUGUGGACGGUUUCACGCCAUUGAUGGCAGCAAUCAAUGGAUUUUACAAUAAAGUUGGUGAUUACGCUAAUGAAGGAUCUGAACACAUUUUUAAAGAUGUCUGCUUCGCCAUUGCAUCUCAUAUGACCAAAGCUGAUAUGGUUAAUAUCAAAAACAACGAGGGUUUCAAUGUAUUAGAUUUUGAUAAUGCUCUUAACAACAGUUUUGUGCUUUCCAUGCUUGAAAUCAUCCUUAAAUGAUUAUCAAUUUUCCCUAAACUUGAUGGUGGUACGCAAUGAGUCGACUAUUGUUCAUCACUUCUUAGCCUAUCAAACGUCAACAAAUCGCUUUCUAUUUUACUCAAAGUGCCCUUAGCGCAAAUUUUGCCAAAGAGAGGAAAACAAACCUCCAAAAGUACGACUGCAUAAUGUAUCAAUAUUAAUGUCCUUGCUUUCUUAUCUCACAGAUAUCAAAACGACAGCGAUUGAAAGAGUUUUCACAACAUUGUACACGAAAAUAAGUUACGAAUCAAUUAAUGGUCGGACUGUAUUGAUCAUGAAUUAAACUCACCUUAUCAAUGUCAUUAUUUUGAUUCAUUAACGAGAUCAUAACCCAAACUUGGACAAGAGCGAAGCGAAGAGAGGCAAAGACCAACAAAUAACAUUUACGACAGUUCAAUAUCGAUUAAACCGUUUAUAUCAAA
Tetranychus urticae (two-spotted spider mite) is the source of this 1223-nucleotide messenger RNA. RefSeq lists its product as uncharacterized. Gene Ontology annotation, molecular function: protein binding. Lineage: Eukaryota; Metazoa; Arthropoda; Arachnida; Trombidiformes; Tetranychidae. The record is from RefSeq and is a predicted model, not a curated record.